Calypte anna (Anna's hummingbird) is the source of this 866-nucleotide messenger RNA. It is a transcript of the gene RAB3C, whose product is annotated as RAB3C, member RAS oncogene family. NCBI's taxonomy places the organism in Eukaryota, Metazoa, Chordata, Aves, Apodiformes, Trochilidae. The transcript has 5 exons. Gene Ontology annotation, biological process: regulation of exocytosis; protein localization to plasma membrane; protein secretion. The record is from RefSeq and is a predicted model, not a curated record. Bases 72 to 794 code for a protein of 240 amino acids. Gene Ontology annotation, molecular function: GTP binding; GTPase activity. Gene Ontology annotation, cellular component: synaptic vesicle; endosome; plasma membrane.
GGGAGGGCGGAGGCGGCCGUCGGUGUACGGCGGCGAGCGGCAACUGAGGGAGCGGCGGGCCGCGCCCGGCGAUGAGGCACGAAUCGCCCCUGCAGGUCGGUCCCCGGGCCGGAGCUGAUGAGAGUGAAUUACAGAUGGCAUCCACUCAAGAUUCCAGAUAUGGCCAGAAAGAUACAUCUGAGCAGAACUUUGAUUACAUGUUCAAACUGCUCAUAAUAGGCAACAGCAGUGUUGGGAAAACCUCCUUUUUGUUCCGAUAUGCUGAGGAUUCCUUUACAUCUGCAUUUGUAAGCACAGUUGGAAUUGAUUUCAAAGUAAAAACAGUUUUCAAAAAUGAAAAAAGAAUAAAGCUACAGAUUUGGGACACAGCAGGUCAGGAGAGAUACAGAACAAUUACCACGGCUUACUAUCGAGGUGCUAUGGGCUUCAUUUUAAUGUAUGACAUCACAAAUGAAGAAUCUUUCAAUGCUGUGCAGGACUGGUCAACUCAAAUCAAAACAUACUCUUGGGAUAAUGCCCAGGUUAUUUUGGUUGGUAACAAAUGUGACAUGGAGGAUGAACGGGUAAUCUUCACUGAGAGAGGCAAACAUUUAGCAGAGCAACUUGGAUUUGAAUUCUUUGAAACAAGUGCCAAGGACAACAUUAAUGUCAAGCAGACAUUUGAGCGACUCGUGGAUAUCAUCUGUGACAAAAUGUUGGAAAGUCUGGAAGUGGAUUCCACCAUUGCUGCCAGCAAGCAGAACACACAACUAAAGGACACCCCUCCUCCACAGCAGCCCAACUGCAGCUGUUAAUGCAGCUAUCAGCAAAGCAGCUCCAAUGUGUUCUGUUGCCAACAGAUUAGUAAUGGUCUAUCUGCCUUUGUU